Schizophyllum commune H4-8 is the source of this 1842-nucleotide messenger RNA. RefSeq lists its product as uncharacterized. NCBI's taxonomy places the organism in Eukaryota, Fungi, Basidiomycota, Agaricomycetes, Agaricales, Schizophyllaceae. The record is from RefSeq and is a predicted model, not a curated record. The transcript is spliced from 6 exons. The coding region runs from base 1 to 1842 and encodes 613 amino acids.
AUGAUUCACAGCAACGAAGGGCUCUCAGGAUAUUUACGCCUUCGACUGACGGCCCCGGUGCCUUUCAUUGAGCGCUUCUCGCGGUUGAAGGCGAAGUUCGAGGCGAGUUUGGAUCAGAUGGACGGGAACGGUGAGCAGGUGGAAGAAAACUACAACGAACAAUCGCAUGUGGAAGAACAAGCCGAGUACGAGCAAGAACAAGAAGCUGAACAGCAAGAGCAAGUGUUCCCUGACGUUGGCGCUCCCCAGAACGGGGAUGCACCCGACACAUCAGCACCCUUCGAGGAUCCCUCCGCACCCACUGAGGUGCCUCAGACGACUGUUUCCGACCGUCUUGACGCCGAUGAAGUCCAUGAGGCCGCUGGCGAGACCCUCGUCUCUGCGGACCAGGACAAUGCGGCUGCGCCAGACGUGUACGCCACGACCACCGAGUCCACCGAUCAGGCGACCGAAUAUGCCGAGCACGCCGACCCCUACGAGGAAGGCGAUGAGGGUGUUGAGCAGCAGUCGUACGACGAGUAUGUCGAGCAAGCGGAAGGUGGACAGGAGGCUGUCGUGGACUUCAACGAACAGCAGCCAGGACAAGAGUAUGCCGAGGAGCAACAAGAGGAGUACAAUGAGGACGGCUACAAAGAAGGCACGUAUGACGGGAAGGUUGACGAAAAGUUCUACGGCGACGAACAUGUAGCCCAAGGGGCGUCUGAUGUCGCUGGUGAGGGCGAGCAUCCAGCAGGUAAUGAUGAGCACGAGCGUACUGGACACGAAGAAGCGUCUGCGACUGAUGAUGCGCCUGGUGCUGUCGCCGAGGAAUAUGAUGGAGAUUCCCGACCUACAGACCCCAACGCGGACCCGGGGCAGCUGCCGCCUUUGCCCGAGGAUGACGGUGACGAAGAUGACUCUGAGCUAACUACCGAGGGCACUACCUAUCAAGACCCAAUCGUUGUUCCUGAGCCCGAGGCGCAAGCGGAGGGCGAGGGCGAGGAAGACGCUGAGGAAGAGUACUACGAGGAGGGUGUAGAGGAGUACUAUGAGGAGGGCGAGUACGAGGAAGAGUAUGAGGAAGGGGCGGAGGUUGGAGAGGAGGUCCUCGCUGGUGAAGGCGAGGGCGCGCCUGUCGUUGAGGCUGAGGCUGAAGGUGCACCUCAGCAGGCGGCCGAGGACGUUGCUCCAGACGUGGGUGGCGACACCGGCGAAGUCGUCCAGGAUGGUGAAGCACAUGACGAGGCCGAUGGUGAAGCACAUGGCGAGGCCGACGGUGAAGCCCAUGUUGAGGCCUCCGGUGUUGCGCGCGGCCAGGCCAACGAUGAGGGCGGCGAAGCGCACACCGUCAUUGAGGACGAGCAUGUCGCCACCGACGACGCUGAAGCUGAAGCCGAGGACGACGAGGCGGACGCUGAGGGCGAAGACGACGUUGACGAAGACGGCAACGACACGUACGGAUUCGCACAGUACGAGCCCGACACGACGGCGGACACGACGCUGGACCUUCACGAGGUCGCGACAGACGCUGGCGAUCAGCGCGAAACGGAUGCUGGCGAGCAGCUUGAGGUCGCAUCGAACAUAAGCUCGACGACGCUGUCGAGCACGUCGCCCAUGCCGCCGCCAAAGGCGUCGUUCGCGGAGGCUGCCGAGAUGCAGUCCUUGGACACCGCUUUCUCGAAGUCGUCGGAUGCGUCGUUCUCGCAGCCGUUGCAGAGCUCGCUGUCCCGCUCGGCGAAGACCCCGCUCGCGAAGUCGUCUUCGAAGCGUAGCUUGCGGGAGGUGGAGGAGGAUGACGAGGAGGGGGCGUCGAGUGGCCAGGAGAUGUCGCCAGGUACUAAGCGUGCGCGUGUGGAGGCAUGA